This is a messenger RNA of Columba livia (rock pigeon), 15696 nucleotides long. It is a transcript of the gene NCOR2, whose product is annotated as nuclear receptor corepressor 2. NCBI's taxonomy places the organism in Eukaryota, Metazoa, Chordata, Aves, Columbiformes, Columbidae. Gene Ontology annotation, cellular component: chromatin. The coding region runs from base 6008 to 13576 and encodes 2522 amino acids. Gene Ontology annotation, molecular function: transcription corepressor activity. Gene Ontology annotation, biological process: negative regulation of transcription by RNA polymerase II. The record is from RefSeq and is a predicted model, not a curated record. The transcript is spliced from 47 exons.
UUCUGAGAAGCUCCUGACGCUUCUGACUGUUGCUGGCAUUGGGUGCCAGGGGUGAUGUGGGUACAGCCUGAUGGAGACCGCGGGCUGUCCUAGCUGUCUGCAAACCUGGGCGCAGAGAAACGAUGCAUGUGGAAGCGAGUCUGUUAAGCUGUGCAAACACCCUGUAAACCAUCAUCCCUUUUCAAACCAACAGCCUCGGGCACGUUGUGCAGUGCUGAGGGUCUCCAUCCCCUGCAGUGUCUCCGUGCUGACUUGCACACUGACAGGUGUGUUUUAUUUUCGAGGUGUUCACUGUUUCCCUUUAAGCACUGACACUUUUACUGAGCUUGCAUGUCCUGCCUGCAACUGCCUUAGGUUCUUUCAUUUAUUUAUUUUCUUUUUGCGACUAUAGAACAGUAGCCUCAAUACACAAAUACUCAAAAAUGCUUUUCUGUAAGAUCCGUUCAUAUUCCAGGUCUAAUGAGGACUUGAUCUUUGUUAGUGACUGAUUAGCGUGUCUCGCUUGUGGGCUAUGGGGGUGUUAAAAAGUCUGUCUUGUGUUUAAAAGCUCAGAUUUCCAACCAGAUGCAUCCAUCAUCUUCAAAAGCAGUGUGGGAGAAGUGCACUGAGAUUUUGUUCUUUUGAGCCACUGGUAUUUGGCAUCCAAAUAAACAGGUGUUCUGGCACGGGAGCAGAGGAGCCCUCGUCUCGGAGCUCCUCUUGUCACAUGGGGAUCUGCAGGCAGUUUCUAAGAGAGCUACAUUUAGUAAUGAAAGAUUUUUCUUUUCUGGGAGACUGGUGAUUAACGGGGUUCCUAGAGUCUGUGGCAGGGUAGGCUGGCGCAAGAGGUAAAUGCAGCCCAAAAAUCCCCUUGGGUAGAAUUAAACUCUGAAAGUAAAUCACAGAGCUGCUCUGCGAACCUUCGGCCUUAGAGCAAAUAUCUGGGAAUCUGUCAGCCCCGGCGUUCUGUGCACGUCCCAGUGAGGUCACGUCUGCUGUCACCAGUGGGCAGAUGCUGGGCUGACCCUUGAACCUCUAAGGAACUCCAGGUCUAAAAGUCUUAGAAAUGGGGAAUUUUGCCACACGAGAUGAAACGUGUCAACGUUUGUCAACAUUUUGUGUGCAGGUCUCCCCACAGCCUGAUGUCUUAUCUUGAGGCUUUGACCUCUUGGUCUGGCCUUCUUGGUUGCUUGAUGUGGAGAAAUCCAGGAUGGAUGGCAUGGAAAAAGCCACCUGAUAUCAGUCCCGUCUUGCCUGAGCCCUGCCAGGGGUGGCUGCAGAAGACAGGCUGGUCCUUGGGAGGACCAAGGCAGCCAACAGUCAGUGUUAACUUUGUUCCUUGGCUUCCAAGCACUGCCGAUUCCAAGAAUAAGGCAAACCCUGCGGUGGCCUUACCAGGGACCUCGCUGACGUCAACGCGUGCCUGUCCGCUAACCUCGCUGGGCUUUGGGUCAGGUUUCUGUGCAGGCUGGGCAUUGACAGCAAAGAGCUGAAGGGCUGGCCGGGGUCACUCCGGUCUUGGCCAAGGUAACUCGAGCAAAGACAAGGGGCAAGGCCUGUCGGGAAGGUCAGUCCAGAUGCGACUGAAGGCACAGGGAGUUUGCGCAGCCCUCUGUCUUGAGCGUUUUUUACACUGAACAUCUCUUACAGAGCUGCUGAGGGGCCUCUUGACACGCAUCUCAUUUAAAUAUUUGUUUAUCUGUGUGUCCCCAGGGCGCACUGAAAAUCCCUGAGGGUGCCCGAGUUGAGGCACCCAAGUGUCUGCACAGGGUCGGUGCUGCAGCACAGCUUGGUUUUAUUUUAUACUUCAAUACGAGCAGAUGCAAACAUUAACACGAGAGCUUUGUGUUGUAAAGCCGGCUCCCUGAGCAGCUGGGGACGUGCCUUAGGAAGUUCUGGCUUUAAAAGGACCUUGAUCCUGGCUGGGGUGGCGUUGGAGAGGACUCGAAUGCCACUUUUUGGUGCUUUUGUGUUGUGGAGUGCCGCAUGCGUUGUGGGCUGCUGUGGAAUCCAUUGCAACUCGUGUGACACUGAUAAAUCCAGAUGCAAGCCUAGAUUUCCAAGUUGUGUAUGAAUAACAUCAGCUGGCCAGGAAACAUUGCUGCCUGGCUUUGAGCUCUGCAUAGCAAACAAAGAAGCAGAAAUAACAAACACUGGGUUUACUUAGGAGUAAUGUGAAUUUGUUUUUUACUGUAAGCAGGGGAGGACAGUGACUUUUACUGAGUGUGACCGUCUCAAACCACAGCUUCUCCUUCAUUUGCUGCCUGUUGUGCAUGCUGUGGAUGUCUGCUCCUCAACCUCUCCUCUGUGGUCACCACGUUGGUACCUGGAGCGUCUUGGUACUUUACUGAGUGUUCUCCUGCUCCGCUCCUUCCCCACGCAUGUGCCGCAAGGCAUUUUGGCACCAAGGAGCAAGCAGAAGUAGCAUUUAAAACUUAAAAGAUUCCAGAUACGAGCAUGGCUCAGACACAGCUGCUGGAGGAGGAAUGCAGAUUCCUCCCAGGUGUUUACAUUGUGGUGUGGCCACACAUAAAUACACCCCAGAUAAAGUUGGGUUCGUAGGUUAGUUUCCUCUCUUCUUUUUAAGCUCCAAUUUGAAAUCCACACCCUGGGGAGCAUGCAACUGUAUAUCUGUUAGCUGCAUUCCCUGCUGUGGUGUCAACUUGAUGGUUGGAGCUUCACAUUCUUAAAUGUCAGCGAUUAGGUGUUAGAAGUUCCUCUCUUCCUGCUGGAGGAGGUUGGAAGAGGCCCCUGAGAACUGUUUGCUGGAGGAAAUGAGAGUUGCCAGGAUCCCCUGUUUCUAUGAAGUCUACGUGAUCCCUUCGUCUUGUGAAGGGUGAAAUCCUGGCACUGCCAUUUCAGCCCCAUCCCUGGCCAGGUAGCAGAGCCUGGUCCUUGUGAUUCAACAAUCAGCUUCUGCUGCUGUUCUGUAUGAAGAGGUGGCUUUGCUGGGAGACUGAGUCUCCUUCCCUGUUGACGGGGUCUCUGACACUUACAUUUUCCCCAAUGCUGUGCAAAUAAUUUUGCGAGUUUUAUUCACAAAGGAAAAUGCUCAUAUUGCACUUGGGGGAGGUUGCACGCUAAUGAAACCAAAAAUUAGGUUGCCUUGCGUGACGUUUAAUUUUGAGGGGAUGUGGGCUACAGCACCCCCAAAUGUGUCCUUGAGUGCAUCUCCCGCUGAGGUGGAGCCUGCAGCGGUUAUCUGAAACAACAGGAACGUAAAUUGAAUGAGCAGUCCGGUUAAAUAAGUAAUGAAGUUAGCAGGGUGCCUAAUUAAAUUAAAUUCAAAAUUAUGUAUGGAUGAUGCCUUCCUAAUAAUCGCUGCAGGUUUGUCACUGAGGUGCUCCACGCUGCCUUCCUGGAGGGACGUUCCCUUUUCUCCGAUGGAUACCUCGGUACCACAGAGGGAUGCGUUUUACCUUCAGUUUGCUUUGGCUCCUUCCUGAUGCUCUUGUGACCAUUGCGGUUUUCUGUAUGGAUGGAGUUUGGGUGAUUUCAGUCUCUGCUGUUUAUAUGUUGCUUUUUUCCCCUCCCUACAAAGCAUUUCUGCUUUGCUGCUGCCCUCCUGGACCAGCCCUCGUGCUUUUUCCUUGGUCCCUGUGCCACACUGAUCUUGUAGGGACUGUCCCCUGUCCCACCGCGUGUCUGGGGAGUCGUUCCUGCCUUUGCAAAGCAAUUUCUUAAUUCCCUUCUUUCUGGGCCUCUUUCAAACAGCAGCACUUCGAAGGUGUGUGUGUUGGUUUGGGGAUCAGCAUUAAGCUGAGGCAGAAAAAUGGUUUCAAAGUGAGGGAAAGCUGCUGAAAUUAAAGACAAUUGAGAAGACGCAGCCAUCCCAGCCACCAAAGGAGAUUGUGCUGUGUCCAGACAGCACGUCGAGGACAGUCUCCUGCUGUCCUGGGCACUCGCAGGCGCUUGGCGCGUUUUGAAGAUGGGUUGUCGAGGCAGAGCUGGCUCCGGCUGGCGAUUACUGACCUUUGAGGUAAUGUGUCCUUAAUAGAAGGAUGUGAGUACAUCAGAGGAAGAAUUAUCAUGGUUGUAACCAUCUUUUCACCUCUUUUGGGGAGGGCAGGUCUAUUAAAGGACCUGUGCUCCUGCCCCUCCUGGAAAGGGAUGCUGGAUUUUCUGAAGGCAAGAGAAGAUGUGGGGAAGAGGGGAGCCAAAAUGACCAGAGCUCUCUUGCUGAUUUGUAAUUUCUUCUUUUUGUUUUUUAAUUCCUCUCUCUACUGUUCAUUUUGCACCAGGGCUUAUGUAUAAAGUCCCAGACGGUGUUGUCAAUGUCGUUUUCAAGCUUGGGUGAAAGGGGGCAAGGCUCUUGGGGUCCACAGCUGCUGGUGCAUGUCGGGGGAAGAGGCCGUUGUGUGGGAAUCAACACGUGCAUUGCAGAGGGACACCUGGGACAGCAGCUCGGUGAUCAGUUACAGAAGAUCUCUGUCACAUUUGGGGCAGACUCUGGUUCUUCUUUGUUGAUCAUCUCCCUGGGGAAGCCUCCUGAAGAUUAUCAGGAGGCUUUGCACCCAGUUUUUCUCCAGGAAUGGUGAAUAAUUUGCAACAAGUUUCCCUGCGCUGCUUUAUCAGAGAAUCUGAAGGUCCUUUGCAAACCUUUAAUUAGUCCUUGAUUUGCAUUGGCACCUGCAUGCCUAGUUCCCUUGUGACUGAGCAGCGAGAUGGAUGAACCUCCUUAUCCCCAGGCUCCCGGCGUGGAAAAGUGGAAGUAGAAGGAUCCUGGCCAGAGAGGAAUUAGAAAAUCACAAGGUCUUAGUGACUGAUAGAGCUAAGCGACUUGUACGGGUGCAGUGACCUGAGCAGGGCUCUGCGCAUUUCAUGCACAGUUGCUUUAAAGAGAUGCUGAUCAUUUUCAGCAUGACCUGCUAAUUACUAGAGCAGAUGAAAGCCUUUUUCUUUUUAAAUCCUGCUCCCCCUGUAUGUCCUUUUCUCUCUCCUCCUUCUCCAAGUCCUUAUCUAAGCUAAUCAACACAACACAAACAACUGAAAAAGCCAUAUUCUUAAGCAGCUGUUAACUAGAAAGGAGGCAGCAGGAGUUGAGCCCUUCAGGACGGACUCGCCUGGUGUCACCCAUGGCUUUUAACAGCCCAAGUGACAGCUACCAACUCAGAACAGAAAAGGCUUAAGCUGAGGUCCUAAUAUGCAGUGACCUGUAUCUUCUGUGGAUUUUUUAGAAGACGAAAGUGUGGAAUUUCAGUAGUCACAAGGGGCUUCCCAGGUAUCUGAUACAUCCUGGAUUAAAAAAAAGAAUAACAAUAUCUACAUAUCUUUUGCUGGUAAGUCUUCCAAAGCUCAAGGUGUAUGGUUAGGUCCUUCAAGGAGAGUCUUUCCAUCUCAAAUGGGCAUUUAAUGCUGAUUCAGUGUCUCCCAGCAGCAGAAAUCACAACUAGGGGAAGGUAUUGUUAAUAUGGUGCAGAAGUAAUGUCUGUGUCUGCAUCAAACUAAUCACUUGGGUUUGUUUUCUCCCAUGUUUCAAGGUUUUUCUUAUAUGGAGCCGUGGGAGGGAUUUUCCAGUGUCCUCUGCUCUGUUUUAGAUGAAUAUUUAAAAGUUUUGUGCUCGUGGUGGUAACAGAGUCGGCCGAGACGGCGAACAAAACUCGUCUUCCGAAUUUCAGCUGCGGCGAUGCGUUGGAAGGAAGCUGAGCAAGUGGACAUGAUGUUUAAAUAGUGUGUCCCGAAUUGCUUUCAUUUGGUUCUUAUUUUGUAAGCCAUUGGCUGCGUUUGCUGUCCUUUAGAAAUCAGCGGCUUCUUAUGAAAUAUGGAGCUGUUUAAAAACAGACAGCAGCUGCUCCAUCCUUGCGUCAGCGAGGGCUCGGCAGAAGGAAGGGGAAUGGUAGACGGUUGUUUAGCUGAGAUAUUCUUCAUCGCUGCUGUCGUACUGUGUUAACAGAAGGUCUGAUCAAAUAUACACCAGGAAAUUGUUGCGUGACGUGGAAAACACGCCCAUGAUGAAGAGGAGCUCUCGGCUCUCCUAAUCCUUUGUCGGCGAUUUGGAAGCGGCGGCCGCCGUGCCUGCUUUUCCGACAUGUCUGGAUCGACGCAGCCCGUGACGCAGAGCUGGCGCGCCGCCGAGCCGCGCUACCCCCCGCACGCCAUGUCCUACCCGGUUCAGAUCACUCGGCCGCACGCGGACGUGGCGCUGUUGGAGUACCAGCAUCAUUCCAGGGAUUUUGUGUCCCACCUCCCGCCGGGGUCGAUCAUGCAGCCGCAGCGGCGGCGGCCGUCCCUGCUCUCCGAGUUCCAGCCGGGCAAUGAGAGAUCUCAGGAGCUGCACCUGAGAACGGAGGCGCACCCCUAUCUCUCUGACCUGACCAAGCCGUCGGACUUGGAGUUCAUUGAAAGCAAGAGACCGCGCCUGGACCUGCUGCAGGACCCCCUGAUGCGGCACUCGCCUCUCCUGAACCAGAGCCAGCAGGGAGGGACAGAGGAUCUCUCAAAGGAUCGUGGCCUGUCUGGCAAACUGGAGCCCGUGUCCCCUGUGAGCCCUGCGCACCCCGAGGCCGAGCUAGACCUGCUGCCGGCCCGGCUGUCCAAGGAGGAGCUCAUCCAGAACAUGGACCGCGUGGACCGGGAGAUCACCAUGGUGGAGCAGCAGAUCUCCAAGCUGAAGAAGAAGCAGCAACAGUUGGAGGAAGAAGCAGCCAAACCACCAGAGCCUGAAAAACCCAUCUCACCGCCUCCUAUCGAGUCCAAACAUCGCAGCUUGGUGCAGAUCAUCUACGACGAGAACAGGAAGAAGGCAGAGGCUGCCCACCGCAUCCUGGAAGGACUGGGGCCGCAGGUGGAGCUGCCAUUAUACAACCAGCCUUCAGACACCAGGCAAUACCAUGAAAACAUUAAAAUAAACCAGGCAAUGCGGAAAAAGUUAAUUUUGUACUUUAAGAGGAGAAAUCAUGCUCGCAAACAGUGGGAACAGAAGUUUUGCCAGCGCUAUGACCAGCUGAUGGAGGCCUGGGAAAAAAAAGUGGAGCGCAUCGAAAACAACCCCCGGCGCCGUGCCAAAGAGAGCAAAGUGCGGGAAUACUAUGAGAAGCAAUUCCCGGAGAUUCGGAAGCAGCGGGAACUGCAAGAGCGGAUGCAGAGGUUAGAGGAGAAGCGCAGGGUAGGACAGAGGGGCAGCGGCGGGCUCGCCAUGUCGGCCGCACGCAGCGAGCACGAGGUGUCCGAGAUCAUCGACGGGCUCUCGGAACAAGAGAACCUGGAGAAGCAGAUGCGCCAGCUCGCCGUCAUCCCGCCCAUGCUCUACGAUGCUGACCAGCAGCGCAUUAAAUUCAUCAACAUGAACGGCCUCAUGGAUGACCCCAUGAAGGUCUACAAGGAUCGGCAGGUGAUGAACAUGUGGAGCGAGCAGGAGAAGGAAACCUUCCGGGAAAAGUUCAUGCAGCAUCCGAAGAACUUCGGCCUGAUCGCAUCCUUUCUGGACAGGAAGACGGUGGCAGACUGCGUCCUGUACUACUACCUGACCAAGAAGAAUGAGAAUUACAAGAACCUUGUAAGAAGGAAUUACCGGCGGCGCGGGAAGAGCCAGCAGCAGCAGCAAAUGCCUCGGAGCAGCCAAGAAGAGAAGGAUGAAAAAGAGAAAGAAAAGGAGAAGGAGGGAGAGAAGGAAGAAGACAAGCAGGAAACAGAAAAUGACAAGGAAGAACUGACAAAGGACAAGAACGACGACACGUCCGGGGAAGACAAUGAUGAGAAAGAAACUGUCACCUCCAAGGGUCGCAAAACCGCCAACAGCCAGGGCCGGCGCAAAGGCCGCAUCACCCGCUCCAUGGCCAACGAGGCCAACAACGAGGAGGCGGCUGCCCCACAGCAGAGCACGGAGCUGGCUUCUCUGGAGAUGAAUGAAAGCUCUCGCUGGACCGAAGAGGAGAUGGAGACAGCUAAAAAAGGUCUCCUUGAGCAUGGGCGGAACUGGUCGGCCAUUGCCAGGAUGGUGGGCUCCAAGACCGUGUCGCAGUGCAAAAACUUCUACUUCAACUACAAGAAGAGGCAGAACCUGGACGAGAUCCUACAGCAGCACAAACUGAAAAUGGAGAAAGAAAGGAACGCCAAGAGGAAGAAGAAAAAAGGCACCGCCGUUCAAAACGAAGAAGCCGCCUUCCCUCCCGCAGCCGAGGACGAGGAGAUGGAGGUGUCGGGGACGAGCGGCAAUGAGGAGGAGAUGGCCGAGGAGGCGGAAGCUGCAGUAAAUAACAGCUCCGACACCGAGAGCAUUCCCUCGCCAAGGCCUGAAGCCAAAGAAGGAGGCGAAAACGGGGCCAAGGCACCACCCGGGCCAGGAGGUGACUCGGGCGCAGAACCAGCAGUCAAGUUGGAAGAGGCUCCUACACCCCCCGACGCUCCCCCCGCUCCCCCCAACAACCCCGCUCCUGCAUCCAGCCCAUCGCCCGAGGCAGCUCCCGAGCCGCCCAGCAGCGAGGAGAAGGUGCAGGAGGAGCUGGUGGUGGACGUGGUGAAAACGGAGGAGCCGGAGGAGAAGGUGAGCGAGGAGCCCUGCAAGAGCGAGGUGAAGAAGGAGGAGAGUGAAGACAGCCAGGAGAAGGACAAGGGGAAUGACAAGAAGGCGGAAAGUGGCGUUGGUGGCGGAGGGACAGCAGGGACGGAGGGGACGCCCAAGGCUGAGAAGAAGGAGAGUCAUAAAGGCAACAAAGGUGCCGGGGUGAACCCCGACAGCGACUCCAGUGCGACCUGCAGCGCGGACGAGAUGGACGAGCAGGAUGCUGUGGACAAGAGCAGGUUGCUGUCCCCCCGGCCCAGCCUGCUCAACGCUGCCAGCGAUGCCAGGCUGAACUCCUCGCCGCAGAAGCCGCUGGACCUGAAGCAGCUGAAGCAGCGAGCGGCUGCCAUCCCUCCCAUCAUCUCCGAAGGUUUCUCGGAGGGGAUGUUGCAGAGUGGAAGUGUGAAGCCUCCGGUGCCUCCCCAUGCCCUGGCCCUCUACCAGCAGCAGAUCACAAAAGCCCACGAGUCUGCCCGCGAGGACCUGCCCCCAAACAAGCUGUCGCAGCCCCAGCAGCAGCAGCAGGUGGAGAAGGAGCAGCCGCCGAGCAGCAGCCCCAGGGGAAAGAGCAGGAGCCCCGCUGUCGGUGACAAGGAAGAGAAGUCCCUGCAUUUCUCAUCCAUCGCAGAGGCUCAGAAGCUGAGCACGGAGCUGACGUGCUGGCCCCCUGUCCUGUCCUACACCCGGGAUGUGAUAAAAACCUCUCCCCAGGCGGAGCCCCACUUGUUCCAGUAUAACCCACCAGGACACCCCAUCCCGCUCAACCUGCAUGAGAGCUCUCGCUCGGGGCUGCAGAGACUAGCAAGCAUCUCCAACCCUCCUCCCCUGAUCUCCUCCACCAAGCAUCCCUCUGUGCUGGAGAGACCCGUCGGAUCCAUUUCCCAGGGCAUGCCCAUCCAGCUCCACACGCCCUACAGCUCCGAGCACGCCAAGGUCCCCGCCGGCUCCAUCGCCAUGGGCCUCCCGCUGACCAUGGAUCCCAAGAAACUGGUGCCUUUUCCUGGAGUAAAGCAGGAGCAACUUUCUCCUAGAAGCCAGGCCAGCCAGCCGGAGAGUCUGGUUCUGCAGCCAUCCCAGGAGGGCUCCAUCCUGCGGGGUACUUCCCUCAGCUCUGCCUCAGGAGGGAGCAUCACCAAGGGAACACCUACGUCCAGACCCCCGCCGGAGUCACCCAUCACCUACCGAGGGUCCAUCACACACGGCACCCCGGCAGAAGUGCUGUACAAAGGAACCAUUACCAGGAUAAUCGGAGAAGACAGCCCCAGCAGAGCAGAGAAGGCGCGGGAGGAUGCCAUGCCCAAAGGACAUGUCAUCUACGAAGGGAAGAAAGGCCACGUGCUGUCCUACGAGGGUGGAGUUGCUGCUUCUCAGUGUCCCAAAGAAGACAGCAGGAGCUCAGGAGCUUCUCAUGAGACCACAGGAACCAAGCGGACCUACGAUAUGAUGGAGGGGAGGAUCAGCCGGGGCUUAUCAGCUCGUGAUACCUUAUCUGCCAGCAUUGAAGGUCUCAUGGGUCGAGCAAUCCCUCCAGACCGACACAGUCCCCACAACCUAAAGGAGCAGCAUCACAUGCGGGGCUCAAUUACACAAGGAAUACCUCGGUCCUACGUGGAGGCCCAUGAGGACUACCUCAGAAGAGAAGCCAAACAGCUCAAGAGGGAAAACACUCCACCGAGGGACUUAUCUGAUGCCUAUAAGGUCAGGCCUCAUGAGGGCCUUGCUCCUCUGAAAAUGAAACCAGCCCAUGAAGGCUUGGUGGCCACGGUAAAAGAAGCAGGAAGAUCAAUCCAUGAGAUUCCCCGGGAGGAGCUGAGGCGGACACCAGACAUCUCUCUGAGCAGACCUCUGAAGGAAGGCUCCAUCACGCAGGGUACCCCGCUGAAGUACGACAGCAGCUCUUCCUCCUCGAGUACCAAAAAGCAUGACGUGCGGUCCAUCAUCGGCAGUCCCGGCAGGACUUUCCACCCCGUGCACUCGCUGGACGUCAUCCAAGACCCGAGGAAUCUGGAGAGAGCUUACGAAGAGAGCCUGAAAAACAGGCCAAGCCCAGUGACAAACUCAAGCGGCUCCAUCGCCAGAGGGGCUCCUGUGAUUGUACCCGAGCCAGGCAAGCCCCACCAAAGUGCCCUGGCCUACGAGGAGCACCCCGCAGGGCACAGCGCGGCGUUCGGCAGCCACUUGCACAGAGGCUCUCCGGUCUCCACGCGCGAGUCCACGCCGCGGCAGCACGAAGGGAGCAUCACUGCUGGGAAGCCCGUGUCCCAGGACAGAAAGAUCACCCCCACGUCGAGAGAGCUCACCAACUCCAAGUCUCCGCACGCCCCUGUGCCCGACCACCACCACCCCAUCACCCCGUACGAGCACCUGCUCCGUGGCGUUGACCUGUACCGAGGACACAUCCCGCUGGCCUUCGACCCCGCUGCCAUCCCCAGGGGAAUCCAACUGGAAGCAGCUGCUGCUUACUACCUGCCAAGGCACCUGGCUCCAGGCCCCACGUACCCCCACCUCUACCCCCCGUACCUCAUCCGGGGCUACCCGGACACAGCUGCCAUGGAGAACCGACAGACCAUCAUCAAUGACUACAUCACGUCCCAGCAGAUGCACCACAACGCUGCAGCCACAGCCAUGGCACAGCGGGCAGACAUGCUGCGCGGGUUGUCACCGCGGGAGCCCUCCCUGGCCCUCAGCUACCCAGCAGGCAUCAUUGACCUGUCCCAAGUGCCACACCUGCCCGUCCUCGUGCCCCCCACCCCUGGCACCUCUGCCACCACCAUGGACCGCAUCACCUACAUCCCCGGGCCCCCCCAGACCUUCGGCAGCCGCCACAGCAGCUCCCCGCUCUCCCCAGGAGGCCCCACGCACAUGACCAAACAGUCAGGAUCAUCCGUGUCCGAGAGGGAACGGGAGCGAGAACGGGAGAGGGAGCGUGAAAAAUCCAUCCUGGCAUCCACCACGGUGGAGCACGCACCCAUCUGGAGACCAGGUACAGAGCAGUCCAGCAGCCGUUCGUCCUCGCACUCUCACAGCCACCAGCACUCUCCCGUCUCGCCCCGCACCCACGAGACCAUCCAGCAGCGCCCCAGCGUGCUCCACAACACGAGCAUGAAGAUCAUCUCCUCAGAGACCCCCACCCCUUCCGUCCUGCGCUCCUCCUCCACCACUACCACGUCACCCAUCCGCUCCGCUGCCUUCCCCUCGGCCUCCACCCUGCGCUCCUCCAUCGGCGCGGCCGACGGCUACGCAGCCCUGAUGGACCCGGCCGUGCUGCAGAAAGAGAGGGCACGGGAAGCCAAGGCAGAGCGACCCCAGCCUGACAACAACAUCUUCACCUCAAAGCUGCCCAGUGGGGCCAGCCUCGAACAGUCGCCUUCCCCCAUUAAAGCCAUGGAGUCGAGACCUUUACCCGCCUCCGGACCUGGUUCUUCUCAUCACUAUAGCAGAGGACAGGGGAAAAGCCAGCACCAUCACCCUCUGGACCAGCAGCACACAGCCUCGGGCCCCGAGCAGCACAGUAGAGAAAAGAGUCAAAGUAAAACGUUUUCAAUGCAGGAACAGGAGCUCCGAGCACUGGGUAAGACCACCACAACAGCGGCCAACUUCAUAGAUGUGAUUAUCAUGCGCCAAAUGUCUUGCGAUAAGGGGCAGCGAGAAAGAGGCUCGCUAAGUAACGACUCCACUAGCGAUGGCUUUCACGGAGCCUACAGCCCUGAGCGGAUGGAAGCCGUGAGUCCCGUCAGCUCGCCCAGCCUGGCCCAUGAGAAAGGGGCCAAGCUGCUGCAGGACGCAGAGAAGGGACACGCGGAGCAUGACCUGAGGCAGAAACAAGGCUCACUGAAGGCCUUGGCCCCCGACGCAGCCCACCUGCAGCACCUCCAGCCGCCCGACGGCCCCCAGUGCCAGCCCCUGCAGUCCAGCCAGAGCGCCAAGGGCAUGAACCAGCGUGUGGUCACACUGGCCCAGCACAUCAGUGAGGUCAUCACGCAGGACUACACCCGCCAUCACCCGCAGCAGCUCAACUCACACAUCCCAGCCCCGGUGUACUCCUUCCCCGGGGCCACCUGCCCCGUCCUGGACCUGCGCCGCACCCCCAGCGAGGCGUAUCUGCAGCAGCAGGAGCACGUGGUGGCCUCCAGGAUCUCCCCGCAGAACGAAGGUGGCAAAAGGUCCCCGGAGCAGAGCAAAGCCUCAGCCGGGAGCGGGUCGGACAACUGUAUCGAGCCGGUCUCUCCACCAGUCGGCGUGGGAGAAUCGGAGCACGGCAAGAGCACCACGUACCCGAUCCUGUACCGCGAGGGCGAGCAGAUAGACCAGAGGAUGGGGUCCAAGUCCCCAGGAAACAACACUCAGCCUCCAGCUUUCUUUAGCAAGCUGACUGAGAGCAACUCUGCCAUGGUGAAGUCCAAGAAACAGGAGAUCAUCAAGAAGCUCAGCACGACCAACAAAAACGAGACAGAGUACAAUGUUGGGCAGCCUGGGACAGAGAUUUUCAAUAUGCCGGCGAUUACCGGAGCAGGGCUAAUCAGUUGUAGGAGCCAGUCGGUCCAAGAGAAUUCCAGUACCAACAUGGGGUUGGAGGCAAUAAUUAGGAAAGCCCUAAUGGGUAAAUAUGACGAGCAGUGGGAAGAGCGCUCACCUCUCAGUGCCAAUGCUUUUAACUCUCUGAAUGCCAGUGCAAGCCUGCCCGCUGCUAUGCCCAUAACUCCUGCUGACGGACGGAAUGAGGACGUGCGCUCCUUGCCAGGAGGAGGGGGAAAGCCAAAGAUCGCUGCCAGGCCCAACAGCCGCAAGGCCAAGUCCCCAGCGCCGGGGCUGUCCUCGGGCGAGCGGCCGCCCUCCGUCUCCUCGGUGCAUUCGGAGGGUGACUGCAACCGGCGGACACCCCUCACCAACCGCGUCUGGGAGGACAGGCCGUCAUCCGCAGGUUCGACGCCGUUUCCCUACAACCCGCUCACCAUGCGGCUCCCCAGCGGGGUGGUGACACCGGCCCCCGCCACCCCCCUGCCACAGGGGACCCCCGGCAGCCAGCACCACGCCUGGGACGAGGAGCCCAAGCCCCUGCUCUGCUCCCAGUACGAAACCCUUUCGGACAGCGAGUGAAGGGAGCCAGGGGCAGGGAGAUGGCGACCAAACCCAGGGCACGGGGAGCCAGCGGGACACCCAGGGCGAGCACCCAGCGCCCCGGCCCCGCCGGCUCUCACGUGCGAAGACGCAGGAGCAGAGCUAUUUUAUUUGUUUCUUUUCCUUUUUUUUUUUUUUUUUGUUUUUUUUCCCUUCCCCUCCCAACCAGCCAGUUUGGGGUAAUGUGUUUUUUUAUUAUUAUUUUUUGUUUGAAUUUUUUUUUUGUUAACAUCUGGAAAUGUCUGCAUCCUCUUCAGUCUGAAAAAGAAAAAAGCCUUAACGAGACAAAACCCAAGGAACCCAUCUUCGAUCUUGGCAACCGUGCCGGGCGGUGACCUCGGCGCUCGCGAGGGACUGUGAGCGGGGUCGAGCGAGGGGCUGCGGGAUGCUCCCCCGCAUCCCCGCCGUGCCGCAAACCUGCAGAACCUUGCGCGGGUUAAAGAAAAAGGAAGACAAGAAUAAGUUUUAAGAAUUGAAAUAGGAAGGAACGUCCCGGUUGGGUUCCCUUGUGCCCACGUCGUCAGCCCUGGAGUCAUCUCAAGAGGCUUCGAAUUUGGCUGGGAUGAGCGGGCAGGGGAGGGAGGAAGGAGCUAUUGCUUAAAAAAGCCCUGGUCCCUUUGGUGGAAGCGACCCCGGGCUGAAAGGGGAGCAGGGACAGGGGUGUCCCCAGGCUGAAAGGCGAGUGGGGACAGGGUGUCCCCAGGCUGAAAGGGGAUUGGGGACAGGGGUGUCCCCGGGCUGGCUCGCGCGCUGCCCACGAGGGGCUCGGUUGCUUUAAGUGCAUUGUUGUUUUCUGAACGGUGAGAAAAAGGCAAUUGUAAAUUGUAUUGGUCUACAGGGUAUAUUUUUGAUACCUUCGGUGAAUUAUGUCGAUAUUUUACGCAAGGAAGGACUUAAAACACAGUGUUACAUGCUGUAAAAGAGGUUCUGUUCUUACGUGCAGGCUUUGAUGCGUUUGUCCAUUGUAUGGAAAGGUUAAAAAAACAAAAAAGAAGGUAACAAUGAUCCAUUGAAGUUAUCUGUAAGUCAGGAGAAUGUAUGAACUUAGUUUAAAAAAUAAUAAUAAUAAUAAUAUCAAAAUCUUGCCAUGGUUGCAGGGCCCCCCGUUCCACACCCCUUUGCUGACUCGGCAGGAAUUGUUCGCUGGUUGUAGCCGUGGAUGGUGCGGAGCCCCCCGGGCAGGGCAGAGCGGGCAGGAGGCCGGGGGGGCUGGGACUGCACAGGACACCGAAAAAAGACACACACACAAAAACAAAAAAAGGUUAAAAAAGGCAAAAAAAAGUUUUUAUUGUAUUUUUGUGAUACACACGAAUGCUCUACUUUACGUUAUUUUUUUCAUUCCAUGACGUUGGCUCAUAUCUGCAGUUACAUGGUUAAAGAACAAAAUAUUAGACUCUUUUUUCAUUCACUUCUGCUUUCUCGCUCUGGGAGGAAAAAAACAAAACAAGGCAAAAACCCCACAGAAAUAUGUAUUAAAUGCUUCGCAUUCUAUACGUAGAGGAACCCAGAGCUCGGCACAGACUUUGCGGCUCCGGGGCGGCCGGGCGGGCAGCAGCUCCUGCAGCCCCGCGUCCCCCACGCGGCUCCGGCGCCGUCACCUCCCCGCGGAUCUUUCUUCUCUCCCUGCAACGUUCCCAGGUUGAUUCUGAUUUCAAAGCAAGAGAAUGAUGGUGUUUGUUGUUUGUUUGGGGUUGGUUUGUUUUUUUCCUUGGGUUGGUUUUUUUUUGUUUGUUUUUUGGUUUUUUGUUGUUUUUUAUUUUACAAUGUACAGGUUUUUAAUGUUCAUCAAUGUUUAUGUCUUUUCUGUUGUGCUUUUUUUUUUUUUUUUAAGAAAAAAGAUCCAAGACAAUGCACAAGCGAUGUGGGAGUCUUUCCAUUCCCAGGUUAUUGCUGCUGGUGUCUCUGGCUCUGAGAUAUAAAAACUAACAGAGCUGAUGUCUGGGCAUAACGCUAUUAAAGUGUUGCAGGUUUUGCUGGGGCGGGGAGGGGGAAAAAGUCCAAAUCCGACCCAUCUUCAAAGCCGCCUCCGUAACCUUUUCAGAAAAAAAAAUAGAAAACAAAAAACACAACAAAGAAUAAAGUUCCCACUUGGCACAGUA